Molecule: messenger RNA, 4519 nt
Organism: Dunckerocampus dactyliophorus (ringed pipefish)
Lineage: Eukaryota; Metazoa; Chordata; Actinopteri; Syngnathiformes; Syngnathidae
Gene: tmem102
Product: transmembrane protein 102
Exons: 5
Coding region: 1163-2728 (521 amino acids)
Source: RefSeq, a predicted model, not a curated record
UCUCACCCAGCCCUCUAGUGCAGGCGUCGCCCGCCGCCUUUGCAGCGCCGUGCAGAAUGCGUGCCAUCAGCCGCUAAUCCCCGGAUCCUCCCGAGUAGGUCGGACGGUGCUUUCCGGGAGAGUCGGUCAGUGUUGCCGUGGGGGGGUCGGCGGCGCUGGGGACCUGUUGGAGAUGACAGCUGACCAGGGCGGACUGAAGCUCGGGCACCAAAACAACACUAGCCGAAGAGGAAGUUGCAGUGAGACGGGUGUGUUUUGUUUGACUGCUUUAGCCUCCCGACGAAGAAUUUGGUGUUGUUUUCCUCUCGAAUGCAUUUCUCUCUCCCCUCUCUCUCCGUGUGUGUGUGUGUGUGUGUGUGUGUGUGUGGCCACUGUGCCCCCACCUGUCACGUUAGCUAGCGUGCUAGGUGGCUAAGUUGGCUAAUAAACCAGAAACACAUAGCACCUCGGGCGAGGAGACGGUGCAAACGAUCUUAGAAAGCGAUGCAAAGCAUAGAAAGUCCGCAUGUUCUGAUGCACUUAACAUGUUACGCUUAUUACUGCUUUAUUAGCAAGCACCUUAAUUAGCCAGCGUUCACUUCCAAGUCAGCCAAGCUGGCUAAUUAGCUGUGCUAUUAGCGUAGCGGCGGCUAGAAUUAGCGAGCUGGCUAAUUGACCCAGUUUUAGAGGGGCAGAGGCCGUCUGUGUCUUCCACUCGAUGUUUUUGUGUUUACUUUGGACCUAAGGCAUACACGGACCCGGAAGCUUGUAAUACAUUCAGUGUUGUGUCACUAUAGUGUAUGCGCACCUAUAGCUUGAUGGGACGAACUACUUCUGUGUACUGUGCAUAAAAACAACACGCGGACUGCUUGGUUUGAUCACUUUACACUUAAAAAGCUUGAAAUAUAAGCUGGGCGCUUGCAUAUUAGUUACAGUCAUGCACAGGCACCACAUGCUAAAUAAAUGCAGUUAGAACCAGACACAGGUUUCAUUGUGGAACUAAACUGUAAGGAAACUCACUUGUGCAUGAAUGUGCCCAUCUUUGGUCUUGUGAUCCCUGGAGGCGUACACACUAUAAACAGCAAUCAUCACGUUAGAAAAAUAAGCAAAUCAGCUCAACUUUAACCACUUUAACCUUGUAUUGUUGUUGAUAGAUGCCCCUUUUUAGUGCCCAAAUGUGCUAAUGUUACCCCGUAGGGCUGUUGAGAUGGAUUCCCUGAUGAGUGCUGUGUCGCCACGCUCACCGGCACCCGGCAAGAAGCUCUGUGAGGUGGACUUCCGGUCCGGGGCGACCCUGGAGCAGCUGUCCUCUCAGGUGUCCGAGCUGGUGCUACUGGAGCAGGGCGAGUUCGGUGAUCAUACCGCCUUGGAGGUGCACACGGCAAAGGAUUUUAUCUUCAACAUGUUAGGUUUAGUCCAAAAGGUGGAUCAGCGCCUCCCAGUGGCUAACGAGUACUUACUGCUGUCCAGCGGGGCCCGAGAGGGUGUCUUGGACCUGAACCCAGAGGACCUGGGCGACUACGCCAAAGGUGCAGACUUUGACCUGGACUUCACCCUCCUGGUGCCGGCCCUGAAGCUCCACGACCGCAACCAACCCGUCACCCUGGACAUGAGGCACUCGCCACCAUGCCACUCGUGGCUCAGCCUGCGCCUGUGCGACUCCAACAUCCUGUCCCGCUGGAGCAUCUGCUGCCAGGAGGAGAGCGGACUUCCUGAUGGGGAAGACGAGGAGGAAGAGGGUGAAAUGGGACAAGGCUCCAUCCCUUCCCUGGGCUCCCCUCAGGCCCUGGAUGGCUGCUACUUCUCCCCCACCCUGGUGGCAGACUGGUUCUGGGGGGUGGUGAGUGAGGCAGUAGAUGAGCUGCGCCGAAGCCCGCAGAGAGGCAUUCCGACCCCUGAACGACUGGAGAGGAACGGGCCGCUCACGACCAUCAUCCUCCAGGCAGGCUCCAGCCGGGUGCUGUAUGACCUCCUUCCAGUGGUGUCGUUUCGGGGCUGGCCUGCUGUGGCUCAAGGCUGGCUGACCGCCAACCACUUCUGGGAUGGUAAAAUCACAGAGGAGGAAGCUAUAUCGGGAUUCUACUUGCUGCCCUGCUGCUCACCGCUGGGGGGCCGGCCUGACAGGGAGUGGAGACUGGCCUUCUCCCGCAGUGAGGUUCAGUUGAAGAAGUGCAUCCCCUUCCCCAUGGCGCAGGCUUUCCAAGCUGCCAAGGCGGUGUUGUCGCGUCUCCUGGCCCGUCCUCGUGCAGGUCUCAGCCUCUACCACCUGCGCACGCUUCUCUUUUGGGCCUGUGACAGACUUCCUGAUGCCUACCUGUCCUGCCAAGACUCUGAUACCCCUGGUCGUCUCCUCCUGGGUCUCCUGGAUGACCUGGCGCAUUGCAUCCUGGGUAAAAACUGCCCAAACUACUUCCUGCCGCAGUGCAACAUGCUGGAGCACCUGACGGACGGCCAGGCUCUUCUCGUGGCUCGGAAACUGGCACACGUGCGUUCCGAUCCCAGCGAGCACUUGCGGGCCGCUUUAGACCAAGCCCAGCAGGCGGGUCAGCUCAAGAAGGAACUUGCCACGAGCGCUAACGGCUCCCCCAGGCAUCACCCCACCAAUGGGAUCAUCUCGCCUUCCGAGGACAAGCUGGCUCAGCGUCUGCAGCAGCUGGUCACAGAGAAUCCCGGGAAAUCGAUCUCGGUCUUCCUGAACCCGGACGACGUCACCCGGCCGCACUUCCGCAUCGAUGACAAGUUUUACUGAAGCUGCAGUGAAAUAUUUGAGUGUGUGUGUGUGGGCACACGCUGCAUGGGUUGGGUGUUUAAAGCUGUAGCUGCUCCUGGUCGCCCCCCCAAGACACCCCCAGCCUGAAUGAUAACCUCCCUUCAGACCAAAACACACUCCUGUCCUACUACUGAACGGAAUGACACGUCACUGAGCGGUUGCCAUGGAAAUGGGCGACUCUCACGAGCUGGCCUUAACGAGACUGAUCUGGCUUGGUUUCGUCAAGCAAAGGUGUGAGCACCCAGACUGUUAAUGUGCAAACGUGUAUGCAGAAGGAUGAUCACGUAAGACGAACACUUCUAAAGACUGCGUGGCUAAAAGCUGCUUGAUUGUUUUGAUCGUUUUUUCAUGUUUUAUGAUCACGUUGUGAUGUAUGAGUUAGAAAGCCAGAACAAGAUGCGGCUGAUGUAACUGAAUGUAAUGCGGUGAAGAGACCUGCCUCGCCUCUUCUCAUUCACUCCCAUUCGCUUUACGCUUUCGUUCAUGUUUCUCAGGUACCAAUCAUGCUUACCUUGUUAAAUUGAAGCCAGUCCCUUCAAAAGGUCUUUCAAGCAUUUCAGCGUGGCUUCAUUGGAUAACACAAUGUACCAAAGAGAAAUAACACUUGCAAAUGAGUUUGCAAAAGUACAGUUUACACUUUCCUGCCGAUUGAACAAGUCUGUAUCCAGUGAACGUUACCGUUGGCUGACCCAAAAUUGAUGUGAAACCACUUUUUUAAAUAAUGAAAAAAAGACAUAUCGCUCAAAUUAGUGUCUUUGUUGAUUGUUCAGUGAAUGAAUCUUUUUCUAUGGCUGUCUAGAAUGUCAUGUAAAAAGGCUUCCAUGUUUUUCAAGCUACAAAAAAAGCAUUUGAAGGCGCGUGUGGUGGUUAAUUAAGCCUGACUAUCCAUGAGGUGCAGAGCCGUGGACCUUCCAAUUGUAUUCUUUUGUUUUUUUUAACACUUACAAGCACACAGCCAAGUGUACAAGGCAACAUGCAAAGUGACUCACUCUGCUGGUUUUUGUUUUUCUUUUAUUCAAGCUGCUGUUUCUUAAAGGUCGGGUGUAAAGAUUUGAUGUGCAGACUGCUGAUUUGUUUUAACUGCUGUCUGUGUGUGUGUGUGUGUGUGUGUGUGUGUGUGUGUGUGUGUGUGUGUGUUGAAGCUGAAGAGCAACCAAAGUGUGUUGGUGCAGGAUGAUGACUGCAGUGCAUUUAGCUUAAUGUUGAAAAUGAUAGUGCAGCAUUUAUGUACACAAUACUUCUUGAUUGAGGUACUUUGUCAUUCUGUUGGCUUCAAAACAAUCAGCUGUGCAUAUGAACGUAGUGCUUUGCAGGGAUAGCAUGACAUCUGUGCUAUUUUAGUUGCCAUUUUCUGCGGAAUAUCUCAGACUCGUUUCUAAAUCGCUCAACUUUUAAGUGCUGAUAAAACCACACUCUUAGGUCAAUUCUAUUAAUUUCAGUAUAUUUUAAUAUUUAACUUCUUGCUUUGGAAAAAAAAAGAUAUAAGUGCUAAUUAUUAUAGUGAUUUUGACUGUAACACGACUGAGUUAAUGUAUUUAUUAUCAUCACCGCUGAUUCUGAGGGCUUCAUAUUGAUCAGUCUGAGCUCUAGCAUGAAAUAAAUCACUACAUUUUGGAACAUCGUGUGUGGGAAUUAUUUGAAAACGCAUGAGAAUAUGGACGUCACGAGGAUAACAUGACAGUAGUAGAGGAGGAACAGAUGCAAUGUACGUUAAAUCCCAUAGAGGGGGCUCCAGGACUACACAGAAUGGGUGGGUGUCAUACACUAUCA